GCCACCACCGCGGGAGGUGGAGGAGGCCCUGCUGGAGUCGAGAGGUCUCUCCUCCCCGCCGACGGCCCCUGCUCGCAGCUCCUCUGCCUCCUCUUGGUGCCGGAACUCCCGGGCCUGCCUGGGGCUCCCCAUCUUUGCACUCCGCCCGCCGCAGCGCCCGGCCGCGGCCGCACCCGCCGGCCCCAUGAGGAGGGACGUGAACGGAGUGACCAAGAGCAGGUUUGAGAUGUUCUCAAAUAGCGAUGAAGCUGUAAUCAAUAAAAAACUUCCCAAAGAGCUCCUAUUACGGAUAUUUUCUUUUCUGGAUGUUGUUACCUUGUGUCGCUGUGCUCAAGUCUCCAGGGCCUGGAAUGUUCUGGCUCUGGAUGGCAGUAACUGGCAGCGAAUUGACCUGUUUGAUUUCCAGAGGGAUAUUGAGGGCCGGGUAGUGGAGAAUAUUUCAAAAAGGUGUGGGGGCUUUUUACGAAAGUUAAGUCUUCGUGGGUGUCUUGGAGUAGGAGACAACGCAUUAAGGACCUUUGCACAAAACUGUAGGAACAUUGAAGUACUGAAUCUCAACGGGUGUACAAAGACUACAGAUGCUACAUGUACUAGCCUUAGCAAGUUCUGUUCCAAACUCAGGCACCUUGACUUGGCUUCCUGUACAUCAAUAACAAACAUGUCUCUAAAAGCUCUGAGUGAGGGAUGUCCACUGUUGGAGCAAUUAAACAUUUCCUGGUGUGACCAAGUAACCAAGGAUGGUAUCCAAGCACUAGUGAGAGGCUGUGGAGGUCUUAAAGCCUUAUUCUUAAAAGGCUGCACACAGCUAGAAGAUGAAGCUCUCAAGUACAUAGGUGCACACUGUCCUGAACUGGUGACUUUGAACUUACAGACUUGCUUACAAAUCACAGAUGAAGGUCUCAUUACUAUAUGCAGAGGGUGCCAUAAGUUACAGUCCCUCUGUGCCUCUGGCUGCUCCAACAUCACAGAUGCCAUCCUGAACGCUUUAGGUCAGAACUGCCCACGGCUUAGAAUAUUAGAAGUGGCAAGGUGUUCUCAAUUAACAGACGUAGGCUUUACCACUCUGGCCAGGAAUUGCCAUGAGCUUGAAAAGAUGGACCUGGAAGAGUGUGUUCAGAUAACAGAUAGUACAUUAAUCCAACUCUCUAUACACUGUCCUCGACUUCAAGUAUUGAGUCUGUCUCACUGUGAGCUGAUCACAGAUGAUGGAAUUCGUCACCUGGGGAAUGGGGCCUGCGCCCACGACCAGCUGGAGGUGAUUGAACUGGACAACUGCCCCCUAAUCACAGAUGCAUCCCUGGAGCACUUGAAGAGCUGUCACAGCCUUGAGCGGAUAGAACUCUAUGACUGCCAGCAAAUCACACGGGCUGGAAUCAAGAGACUCAGGACCCAUUUACCCAAUAUUAAAGUCCACGCCUACUUCGCACCUGUCACUCCACCCCCAUCAGUAUGGGGCAGCAGACAGCGCUUCUGCAGAUGCUGCAUCAUCCUAUGACAAUGGAGGUGGUCAGCCUUGGUGAACUGAAUAUUUAAUGACACUUCUAGAGUUACCGUGGAUCUCCAUUGGAAGCGACCCCAGUGUUCCAGGCAAAGGUUACGAAGUGAGGGCAGCGUCCAGAUCCCCAGAGCCACACAUACAUGCGCGUACCCACCCUCACCCCCACCCACUCUGUCUCUGUGACCAGGGGACUGAGUUCGUGCUGGCUUUAUCACGUGGAUUGGUGAAACUUAACCAUUCCUGUUGGAUGUGCCCAGAAGAAAAUCAUAAGCAAGGUAGACGGAAGGGGGCAUUCCAGCAAACCCAGUGUUACUGCUACUGUGGUUUCUUUAUUUACUUAAGGGGUUUCUUUGGCAAUUUUGAAACAGCAACUGCAGUCCUCUGGG
Messenger RNA from Hippopotamus amphibius kiboko, 1884 nucleotides. Its product is annotated as F-box/LRR-repeat protein 20-like. Gene Ontology annotation, molecular function: protein binding. Gene Ontology annotation, cellular component: SCF ubiquitin ligase complex. The record is from RefSeq and is a predicted model, not a curated record. The transcript has a single exon. Lineage: Eukaryota; Metazoa; Chordata; Mammalia; Artiodactyla; Hippopotamidae. Gene Ontology annotation, biological process: SCF-dependent proteasomal ubiquitin-dependent protein catabolic process. The coding region runs from base 185 to 1495 and encodes 436 amino acids.